AUGGGGUUUAGAGAUAAGUGGAUGAGAUGGAUGGAGGGAAGAGUCAUGAAUAGUCAUAUGUUGGUUCUUGUGAAUGGAAGUCCAACACAGAUGUUCAAGAUAUCUAGAGGGCUUAGACAGGGUGAUCCAUUGUCACCCUUGCUAUUUUCGAUUGUUGGUGAAGACAAUACAAUGUUGUUAGGGGAGGCUAAUUGGCAUAAUCUUUGGGCUAUCAAAGCAAUACUAAAGGGAUUUAAGAUUACAUCAGGAUUGAAGAUAAACUUGAGCAAGAGCACACUCAUGGGUAUUGGGGUGGAUGAACUUUAUCUAAAAGCUGCUGGGAAUUUUAUGUUUUGCAAAAUAGAUAAAACUCCUUUUAAACCAAAGGUUGCUUCUUUGUAA
Messenger RNA from Lathyrus sativus (Indian pea), 381 nucleotides. The record is from the annotation of a GenBank genome assembly. NCBI's taxonomy places the organism in Eukaryota, Viridiplantae, Streptophyta, Magnoliopsida, Fabales, Fabaceae.